Miscanthus lutarioriparius is the source of this 2118-nucleotide messenger RNA. The record is from the annotation of a GenBank genome assembly. NCBI's taxonomy places the organism in Eukaryota, Viridiplantae, Streptophyta, Magnoliopsida, Poales, Poaceae.
AUGUGGAGGCUAAAGAUCGGAGAGGGAGGAGGGCCAUGGAUGCAGACGGUGAGUGACUUCCAUGGUCGGCAGGUUUGGGAAUUCGACCCGGACGCCGGCACCGACGAGGAGCGCGUCAAGGUGGAGCAGCUUCGCCGGGCGUUCACCGAGAACCGCUUCCGAAGGAGGGAACCGCAGGACCUCCUCAUGCGUAUGCAGUUCACUGGACAAAAAUAUCUGCAUGCGGAUAUGCCCCCGGCCACCACCAAGAUAGAGGAUGGCGACGAGGUGACGCCAGAAAUUUUGCAGGAGUCGCUGAGACGAGCGCUCGGUUGGAUGUCUGCUCUCCAAGCUGAAGAUGGUCACUGGCCUGGUGAUUUCAGUGGGAUUAUGUACCUGCUGCCGUUCUGGAUUUUCGCACUGCACAUCACAGGAUCGGUCGAUGCUGUCCUGUCGAAAGAGCAUAUACGUGAGAUAUGCCGCCAUAUCUACAACCAUCAGAACGAGGACGGCGGAUGGGGCUUCAAUAUUUUGGACGAGAGCGCAAUGUUUUCCACGUGCUUAAACUACACCACCUUGAGGCUUCUCGGCGAGGUACAAAAGGACGAAAACGAUGGACUAGCUAAAGGUCGAGCAUGGAUCCUAUCCCAUGGAACUGCAACUGCAGCACCACAGUGGGCAAAGAUACUACUCUCGGUCAUUGGUGUAUAUGAUUGGCGUGGCAAUAAUCCAGUUGUGCCUGAACUAUGGUUGGUACCACGUUUCCUCCCAAUUCACCCAGGGCGGUUCUGGUGCUUCACUAGGAUUACUUACAUGUCAAUAGCUUUCCUUUAUGGCAAAAAAUUUGUUGGUCCCAUUACACCAACUAUAUUAGCACUAAGGGAUGAACUCUACAGUUUGUCGUAUGAUCAAAUUGAUUGGAGCAAAGCAAGUAAUUCUUGUGCCAAGGAGGACAUGCGCUAUAAACCUUCAGGAAUAUUCAAAUUUAUUUCAACUUGUUUGAACAUGUUCGUGGAGCCGGUGUUGAACUAUUGGCCACUUAACAAGUUAAGAGAGAGAGCUUUGAACCACAUCCUAGAACAUAUCCACUAUGAAGAUGAAACUACUCAAUAUAUUGGCUUAUGUCCAGUUACAAAGAUAUACAAUGGCACCAACAACUGGGAGUUAGCACUUAUAAUCCAGGCCUUGUUAUCAGCAGACGCUGCCAAUGACUAUGGUUACUACAAACCCUCCAGGGAACCCAAGUUCUUGGUUCGGCAUAGAUCAAAAGGAUCAUGGCCACUUUCGACUGUAGACAAUGGCUGGGCUUCAUCGGACACUAGUGCCGAAGCAACUAAGGCAAUGUUGUUGCUUUCCAAGGUAUAUCCCAACCUCGUCGAAAAUUCAAAUGGAGAUGGGUGGAUGUUUAAUGCUAUUGAUUGCCUUCUUUCAUUUAUGAACAAAGAUGGUUCAGUUUCUACAUUUGAAUGCCAAAGAACAUAUUCUUGGCUAGAGAUUCUGAAUCCUUUGGAGAGUUUUCGAAAUAUUGUCGCCGAUUACCCAACAGUUGAAUGCACAUCCUCAGUGUUGCAGGCUUUGAUAUUAUUUGGGGAUUUUAAUUCAGAGUACUGCAGUAAAGAAAUAAAAGAAAAUGUUAACAAAGCUGCCAUAUUUAUUGAGAGCAAUCAAAACAAGGAUGGAUCCUGGUACGGCACUUGGGGAAUAUGUUUUGUCUAUGGGACCCUCUAUGCGAUAAAAGGCUUAGUUGCUGCUGGAAGAAAUUAUGAGAACAGUAUUUGCAUUAGGAAAGCAUGUAAUUUUUUACUCUCAAUACAACUCAAAACUGGUGGCUGGGCAGAGAGCUAUCAUUCAUGUGAAAGACAGGUCUAUGUAGAGGGUCUUAGCACUCAUGCUGUACAGACUGCUUGGGCGAUGCUAGCUUUGAUUUAUGCUGGACAGAUGGAAAGGGACCCAACGCCAUUACAUCGAGCAGCAAAAGUAUUGAUUAAUAUGCAACUGGAGACAGGAGACUAUCCUCAACAAGAACAUGUUGGCAACACUAACUCCUCUGUUUACUUCAACUACCCCAACUACCGUAUUUUGUUCCCUGUUUGGGCUCUUGGAGAGUAUCACCGCAAAGUUCUUGCCAAGAGUAAUUGA